Molecule: messenger RNA, 6616 nt
Organism: Monodelphis domestica (gray short-tailed opossum)
Lineage: Eukaryota; Metazoa; Chordata; Mammalia; Didelphimorphia; Didelphidae
Gene: SGMS2
Product: sphingomyelin synthase 2
Biological process (GO): ceramide biosynthetic process; sphingomyelin biosynthetic process
Cellular component (GO): endoplasmic reticulum membrane; Golgi membrane; plasma membrane
Molecular function (GO): sphingomyelin synthase activity; ceramide cholinephosphotransferase activity
Source: RefSeq, a predicted model, not a curated record
AGCCCAGCCCAGCCCAGCCCAGCCCAGCCCAGCCCAGCUCAGCCUAGCCCUGCCCUGCCCAGCCUAGCUCGGCCAAGCUCUCCCUCCCUCCCGCGCUGCUGCCGCAUUACCCAGGUACAGCGGGCGGGGAGAGGGGGCACGUCUCGCGCGGCCGAGUGGUAGACUGACAGGCUAGCCCCGCUGCUUCCAGCCUUUGGCACGGGCACGAUCGCAAGCGGGCUCGUGGAACGCUGAGCACCUGGAGAGGAGACCGAGGGCGGGGGGCAGGCGCGGGAAGAAACUUUCUAGCGGAUUCUCUCACCCCUCCCCCGAGUCUACGGCCUCCGGGAGCCUGGGGAGGGUCGGUGUCUCGGCGCCCAGGGAGCUGCUGCUGCAGAGCGCCCGGAGGCGGCGGCGAGGGCUCUCUCUGGGCGGCUGCUUCUCGGAGAAGCAAGUGCCUUCAGCCGAGAGCCUCUGGGGUUACGGUUUCGAGAGGAGCCAUAAUUCUCCAGCCCUACUUCAGUCUCCUCCAAGUUUCUUGCCAAACCCUGGUGCACCGAUUGCUGUAAAGGCUCCACUUGGGAUCUCUUGGCUCUCUGCCUUUGUCAACUUCUGUAAACAAUGGUAUAUUAACAUCUCUUGAAAAAAAGAGAUUGGACUUCCUUUCCUAAAAUUGGGACAUCAUCAGUGGAUAACUGGAUGGGAAAAGAAAAAAAAUCAGAUGGCUAACAUCUUACUGUGUCAACCAUAAGAGAGUGUAUGACCAUCUUAGAAGUACAAAGAUCAAGGAAAAAAAGAGUUAGGACAGAAAGGGAGGAGAAAUACCACCCCUUUUCUGUUUGGGUGAAGAUCAAAGGCAAUGGAUGUCAUAGAGACAGCAAAGCUUGAAGAACAUAUGGAAAACCAGACCAAUGACCCUGCAAAUAGUUAUACAAGACCUACUGAACCUACUGAUGAAGACAACAAAAAUAGUAAUGGCAAACCCAAGAGUUUAUCCAAUGGCUUACGAAAGGGUGCCAAAAAGUACCCAGACUAUAUUCAAAUUUCUAUGCCAGCUGAAGCAAGGAACAAAUUUCCCCUGGAAUGGUGGAAAACAGGCAUUGCUUUUGUCUAUGCCCUAUUCAACCUAAUCCUGACAACCGUCAUGAUCACAGUUGUACAUGAGAGGGUGCCUCCCAAGGAGCUCAGCCCACCACUACCGGACAAGUUCUUUGAUUACAUUGAUCGAGUGAAAUGGGCAUUUUCUGUAUCAGAAAUAAAUGGGAUGAUAUUAUUUGGACUAUGGCUCACCCAGUGGCUGUUUCUGAGAUAUAAGUCAAUAGUGGGACGCCGGUUCUUUUUUAUAAUGGGAACUUUAUACCUAUAUCGCUGCAUUACUAUGUAUGUUACCACUCUCCCCGUGCCUGGAAUGCACUUCCAAUGUGCACCAAAGCUCAAUGGAAAUUCUCAGGCCAAAGUACAGCGAAUCCUGCGACUGAUCUCUGGUGGUGGAUUGUCCAUAACUGGGUCACACAUCUUGUGUGGAGACUUCCUGUUCAGCGGCCACACCGUUGUGCUGACUCUGACUUACUUGUUCAUCAAAGAAUAUUCGCCCCGGCACUUCUGGUGGUAUCAUUUGAUCUGCUGGCUGCUGAGCGCCGCUGGGAUCAUCUGCAUUCUUGUGGCCCACGAACACUACACUGUUGACGUGAUCGUCGCUUAUUAUAUCACCACGAGACUCUUCUGGUGGUACCACUCCAUGGCCAAUGAAAAGAGCUUGAAGAUUUCAUCACAGACUAAUUUCUUAUCUCGAGCAUGGUGGUUCCCCAUCUUUUAUUUCUUUGAGAAAAAUAUACAAGGCGCAAUUCCUUGCUGCUUCUCCUGGCCGUUAUCCUGGCCACCUGGCUGCUUCAAAUCCUCCUGCAAAAAAUAUUCACGGGUUCAGAAAACAGGAGAGGACAAUGAAAAAUCCACCUGAGAAGAGAGAAUCAUCGAGAAGAAGGCCUACGCUCUUAGACCAAAACGUUUCACGCUAUAACCAAAGGCAGAGUUGUUUGUUUUGUUGUGUUUUUUUUAAUAGGAGGAUUGAUCGGUGUGUGAAGAAGUGGACCAAAUUUUGUAAAUGAUUUGAAAGAUAAAGUAUUGUCCCGUGAUAUGACGUUUAUUUGUCAUGGGGAAAAAGGCUUCUGCAGCUCUAUACCCAUUGAUGAUGAGACCCAGGACUGUGCUUGACAGAUGAGGUUGGAAAAGAGGUGCCAAAAAAAAAAAUAUCCUUUCCCUCCCAUCCCAUCCUUCUCCCUCUUCCAAAGCCUUUCCCUUCAGAACUCGGAGUGAAUUCCCAGUCCCCCUCCCACUCAGAAGAGCAGGAUUUAGUGACGUUUUGAACACAUUAUUACUAGGAUAUAUGUAUAGCUACCAUAUAAAGGGAAGUGUAACCUAAUGUUAGGAAGUGUAGUGAUAAGAUUCUCUAGGCUUCUCAUUGGAGCCUCCGUGAAAGUGACACCCAUCAUUCAGGAGAUGGAAAAAAAAAGUUGGGCAAAUUCCUGCUGUUUUCUCUGCUUUGGAGGGGAAAAGAUAGCUUAGAACCCUGGAAUGCUCACUGCUGCUACCACUCAAUGAAUGACAUACCUAUUACUUUAUACAUUUUUCUUUUUACUGAUAACUUUAUUUUUUAAAACAAUGCUAGGCUGAUGUGCUCCAACUGCAGACAUGUCUGGCAACAUCACAGAGGUUUUACAAGUGUGUAAAUACUGCAUUUUAAAAGUAUAUUUAAUAGACAUCAACAAAACAAUUCUGGGAUAUUCCCAACAGGACAUGAGUUUCACUUCCAUGUUCUGUUCCCUAGGGCAUGCUUGAACUGCCCCAGUGCAGAAGAAGGUAGAUGCCAUGGGCUAAGAAAACACUUGUGGGUACCAAUACUGGUGCCACUUGGGGCACAAGCCCCCACUGCUCUUUAAGGUCCAGUCCUGAUCACAGGUUUACUUGUGUGUGGACUAGACAUAGACUCUAGGAAUGAUCUUUGGUCACACUGAAUUAUGAAGGAUCCUUGUUCUAAAUAUUUACCUCGUUCUUUCUGAAAACCCAAAAUAGAUGCCUAAAAUUUUGAUGUAUUCUUGCCUUUUAUCAAAAGAUUCCACUAGCCAGAAUAUAUAUGGACAGAUACUGGAGUUCUCUAGUCCUUACCCAAUGAGAAUGGUUAUUUGGUGCUGAACCAGUUGAAACGAGUGUGAGACUGUUAAAUCUACCCAAUGACUACGUAUUUGUUUAUAGAUUUAUUUAAAGAAGUAAUAUAAACAGAUUGGAUUUUUCUUUUCCAUCUUUGAAGACUGUAUUAUUAUUUAAUGUUAUGUAUCUUUGGCUGAUCUCCGAACUUAUUUCCUCAAAUACUUGAGGGCUAUUUUUAAAGGCUUCCAAAUAAAAGCCCAGAAGCAAAAAGAAGGAAUCAAAAUUGCAGUUUUACUCAUUGUUAACACUGGGGGAAGAUAUUACCAAUUAGGGGAGAAAAAAAUGUUUCCUCCCUAUAAUAAUGAUGGAAAAAUACAAUCAAAUUAUCAUCAUUAGCAAGACCAGUCAGCUUUUAUAGAUGUAUGAUAAACUUUGAAUUAUUUCCAUUUAUCUCAACAAAGCACAAAAUUUCCCCUACUCUACAGCAGUUGUCAUCCUUGGUGCUAAAAUUCUCUGAUUGCCUGUCGAAAGUGGGAAAUGUAGAUUAAUUCAAAGGGAACUAACUGUUCUCCAGUCAGCUCACUUUAAAUAAGAAUUAUAACCUAAACAUUCUUUGUAGGAUUUUAGACAUGAGAUCUCUGUAGCCUACAUGGGGUUUUAUCUGAUCUUAGUUCCCCAAAAUUUUCAUCACAAUUUUGAUUAUUGACAGAUUUGUGACGGGGACAUGGUAGUUUGCUCAGAAUCCCUUUCUCUCCCCAGGAACUAAAAGUCACUGUUGCCCAAAUUAAAAAAAUAGAUAGUCCUAGAUGAUUUGUAAAUAUUUUGCUGCCAUCAAGACACUGGAGGAUUGUUUUCCCCACUGGACCUCCAAUGAAAGUGGAAAACAUACUCCAAUAUGACAGUUGAUCUUGAUUAUAGUAGUUCCUCUAUUUUUUCCAGGUGGCUUAUAAUUACUGGACUUGAAACAAACUCAGUUUCAGUUCAGUUUUAAUAGUUAACAUUAUUUAAUAAAGGCCUUUGUAAGCUUCUUUGAACAGAUCUUACAUUUGAGUCAAUCCCAAGGAAAAACUUCAUUGUGAAGCCCAUUAAGGACAUGUUGCCAUUUCCUUUCAAGUUCUUCAAAGUAGUUUUGCCUUCACACCUGGAAAUUCUGCCACUCCAAAGCACUUUGUAUAUGUUAUAAUUUAAUAGCUGAGGAAUUUGAUAGACAAAGAAAGGACAGGAACCAAACAUUAAACAUUAUCAUUUUGGUAGGGAACAUUAAAGAAAGCAAGAGAGAGAGAAAAUGGAUUUGAGCCACAGAAAGGAAACCUUGGAAUUUAGUCCCUGGAACUGAAAACUUGGGUGCACUGCCCUUGUAAUGGUUGUCCGUAAACCAACCAACAAAAUGGGAAUAACUUUUAGAGUGGAAAUCUGAUUCCAAAUCCCUGAUACAGUUCUCACACUUCUCUGGAAUGGAAUUUCAUUUGAAAAAAUGUUGAUUAUAUCUAUAAAUACCUUUCCCACUAUCUCUGAAAAUGGAGCAAAUCCAUGUUUUCUCAGCUCUCAUGCACUGGCAUAUUGAGUUCUACUUGUAAUAAUCCUAGAGUUGGGGAAAAGUUGUUUUGACCUCUUUAGAAAUGAAUUUUGCAGUAGAACUGGACUGUCUUGGGAAUCUUGAGAGACAUGGAACACUGGUCGCAUAUGGUAGCUUUGGUAAGAUAUACUUAGUGUAUAUUCCACCGCCCUCUUGUGGAGAUAACACACAAAGCAAGAUCUUUUCGUUUUGUUCUGUUGUUUGUUUAUUGAUACCUACAAAGAACCAGACCCUCCAAAAGUAUUCAGACCAUCUUUCCAGUCUUUAUUUCUUUCAAAAGAACCUCUUUCAUUGCUUCCAUCACUAACUUCAGUGCCAGAGUACAGAAGACAGGAGUCACACUGGCAUUUUUAAAUUGGUCUAGAGAGAGAAAGGUCAAAAUCCAUUUGGAGUGGAAUUUCUGCAAAAUAGUUGUGGCCCUAACAUGCAUAAUCAUCCACUUUUAAAGCAAACAUACAAACCAUAUUUAAAUGAAUGUCACCAGGCCUUAGUGACCAUCCCAUUUCCUGCCUCUGUGGCUUUGAAGUAGGACGGGCUUACUGUCUUUCUCACCAUACUGUUGUGUUUGUGUGUGUGUGUGUGUGUGUGUGUGUGUGUGUGUGUGUGUGUGUGUGUGUGUUUUCUAUUAUCUCACAGCUUGUUUUUUCAAAUUGAAAUAUAUUUGAAUUUUUUUUUGUUUUGCACAGUUAGAAAAUGGAUACAGGUUCAAGCUGGUCUUACUACUUACUCUCAGUUUUUAACAAGUGCAAAGAGUCUCUUGAAAAUUGAAAAAUAAGUCUAAAUCAAGCGUAUUUUACUUGAGAUGCUCUUUACUUUUGAUCAAUUGGCUCUUUAUGUGCUGGCAAAAGAUAUUUUCAUGCUAUUUCAUUAAUGCCAUUUCAGGAUAUCCUCAUAAUUAGCUGCUAAGAGAUGUUUUUGUUUAUAAAAGUUAUAAUUGACAUAAAUGUCCCCCAAACAAUGCAAAUUGAGUCAGCGCAAUCAACAUUGUGCUUGGCACAGGUGCCUACUUUGAUAUUUUCUUGCUGCUUAUUAGGACCUCUUGUACCCACUUAAUGCUGUGUAUUUUAAAAGAAUCAUGAAUGGAAAUAGAUCCUUAUUGUAUCUAAUGAAUUAAGGUGGUUUUGUUUUCAGAAGGAAGGAAGGAAGGAACUAGCCAUCUACAUAAGCUAAUCUAAUUGCCAAGUUGGAAUACUUUAUUUAAUUUACCUCCUAUGCAAUGAUUAAUGCUGCAAAACAUAUGGUUAUGUUACAAUAUACCCAUAAAAGAGAUUCUAUUAUAAGGGUUAAGAGGUAGUAGCCAACUGUAUUCUUUUGGAAAUGUACUGUACUGUUUCAAUGUGUUAAGUGCCUUGUAAAGUACAAUUUUAGGUCUAUUCUAGAGUAUGUUAUUUUCCUGACAAAUAUUUUUCAUUAUAAAAAGGAUAAAUAUACACAAUAUACUAUUACAUAACUUAUAGUUUUGUUAAAUGUGCUUACAUUUUAAUCAAAGAUACUAAUAUAAAUGUUAGACGCUCUUGUUUCCUAUCCAACAAUACCAUAGGCAUCAGUCUAGUAUAUGGAAUUCAUUUUCAGCCUUUCGUAGGGAAAGGAAGAAAUGGAAAAAAAAUAGCUCAGAUUCUUUAGAAGUGCAUUUUUCAUGACUGCUUGUUUUGUUUUGUUUUUUUGUACAUAUACAUUUCAGUUGUAAUUUUGGGGUGUGAACGUAGUGUACACAUAUUCCUAAAAUGCCAAAGUUUCACUUUUUUUCUUAAAAAGUGCCUAAUGGUGAGUUUAAACUAAUUUAUGUUUCUGCAUCACAGAGAACAGAUAAUGUGCACACCAUUUCUAAUUCCUUUGGGUUUUGCUUUUCAUUUGUUUUAUUUUUUAAACAAAAUGGUAUACUUUGUAUUUACCCAAUAAACUACAAUGAGAGAUGAA